Molecule: messenger RNA, 2200 nt
Organism: Poecilia reticulata (guppy)
Lineage: Eukaryota; Metazoa; Chordata; Actinopteri; Cyprinodontiformes; Poeciliidae
Gene: dlx6a
Product: distal-less homeobox 6a
Biological process (GO): cell differentiation; embryo development; regulation of transcription by RNA polymerase II
Molecular function (GO): RNA polymerase II cis-regulatory region sequence-specific DNA binding; DNA-binding transcription factor activity, RNA polymerase II-specific
Source: RefSeq, a predicted model, not a curated record
CAUUUUUUUUAAUGCAGUUUCCCUUAAAACAGCGUUUAUUUAUAAUAUUCUCUUGAGGCGUCCAUGAGUUUGUUUGGGGGUUUUUUUCUCUCCACCUACAGCGGUCCUAAAAUAAGGCGAUACUUUCUAGUAUCCAAUUAGUUCCUUGAUUAGGGGUGACCUAACUGAGAUGGAUACAUACAUUCUGCUACCUCAUCUGACUUAAUUAAAGUGCGCUCAGAGUUACGCGGCGUGCGUAAUUUCCAGUUACGACGCCAAAGAGAAAGGACAGAAAGAAGGAAGAAAGAAAAAAAGAAAGAAAGAAAGAAAGAAAGAAAGAAAGAAAGAAAGAGAAAAAAAUCGCCUCUGCGCAUCCACCGGAGCUGUUUUGUCUAUAGGAAUUAGGCGUCUUUCCCCACCACAUAUUGUUUUUCUCCCCCCGCAUUUGUGGUGGGAGCUGGUAACGUGGGUUAACUCCAGCUCAAGUCUCCGUAAAAGCGCAGAGAACUGAUGACGUUGGGCUGGAUGACCAAUCGGGAGGCGCUGCCCUUUGGAGACAAACCAUUUUACUUGUAGUGUCUGCAUCAAGUCUGCAAGCGAGGGCUCAAUUUUAACAGAAUCCACCUUAAAAUCUCUCCCUUAACUUAUGUCUACCUUCUGCCACUUUGAGUGAGAAUACCGCAGGACAAGAGAGGAGGGCGGAUGAGGGGGGGAGAUAAAGACGGCAUCGGGAAAUUUGGGGUGUUAAUAGGAGAAAGGGGGGAGGAAGAGACAACAGCACAGCGAGAGAGCGAAAAAGCGAUUUGGUCUUGAGAGAGGAGGGGGUGGGGGGGGUGAGUGCUCUCAAGGCAGAAAAUUCGAUGAUGACCAUGACAACGAUGGCUGACGGUCUGGAGGCUCAGGACUCGUCCAAGUCCGCGUUCAUGGAGUUUGGGCAGCAGUCGCACUCGCAGCAGAGCUCCCCGUCGAUGGCCGGCGGCCACUACCCGCUGCACUGCCUCCACUCCGGAUCGCACUCUCACCACCAGCACGACAGCACCGCGUACCCCGGGACCAACACCUACAACCGGUCGCUACCUUACCCAUACGUGAGCCAUCCGCACCACAGCCCGUACCUGCCGUCCUAUCACAACAACGCGGGAGGACAGACGCGGUUAGACGGCGCAGAGCAGCAGAAGACGACAGUGAUUGAAAACGGAGAGAUUCGGUUUAACGGGAAGGGGAAGAAGAUACGCAAGCCGCGGACGAUCUACUCCAGCUUGCAGCUCCAAGCACUAAACCACCGAUUCCAGCAAACCCAGUACCUCGCUUUGCCUGAGCGCGCCGAGCUGGCGGCCUCUCUGGGACUGACGCAAACGCAGGUAAAGAUCUGGUUCCAAAACAAGAGGUCGAAGUUCAAGAAGCUGCUGAAGCAAGGCGGCAACCCGCACGAGAGCGACCCCAUCCCGGGCUCCAUGUCCUUAUCCCCGCGCUCCCCAACCAUCCCUCCGAUCUGGGACGUUUCGGCCUCUUCCAAAGGAGUGAACAUGCCGGCCAACAGCUACAUGCCCGGCUACUCUCACUGGUACACGUCUCCACAUCAAGAUUCGAUGCAGAGAUAGACUGGCGAGGGCCAAACGGAGCGUGGGGGUGAGGGGUGGAGGUCUGCAAAGGCAGUCUGCAUGGAGGCCCUUUUCUGCGGGAUCUCCUCGCCGUGCAGUACUUGUUUUUUUCCGCAACGUAGCCUACAAUUUGGACGCUGGAGAGGAGCGAGAGGGUGCUGCUCCUCUGCUGGAGGAUUUAACCAGCCAAGCCUCGGUGCAGAGACACAAACUAAAGGGGACUUAUCAUUGUUUUUUCAAGCGUACAUGGCUGUUGAGUUGGCACGUUUUUGUCAUGCUUUCAUUCAUGUCUACAUCUGAAUAUACCAAAUAUUGCCAGUGACAUUUUUGUUUUUGUUUUUGGGGGGAUGGGGGCGGGGGAGAUUUGUGGGUAGGGGGGCUUUGGAGGGGGGGGAAGAAACAUUGAAGACUGCUGACCGUAUCGGUGCACCAUCACUGACAGAAAACCUUUUUUUUUCUUCUUUUGCCAUGAUAACAACACCCCUGUGACUGCAUUUAAUUUUUAUUUUCCCAACAUGCAAAACCAAGCAAAAGUGUCUGUAAAUAUAUUCUGCGACUUUAGUUGUACAUACACUUUUUAUGUUUUGUCAGAAUGAGUAAAACCGUGACUCAAAACAAGA